This is a messenger RNA of Manis pentadactyla (Chinese pangolin), 1113 nucleotides long. It is a transcript of the gene PHOSPHO2, whose product is annotated as phosphatase, orphan 2. Gene Ontology annotation, molecular function: phosphatase activity. The transcript is spliced from 4 exons. NCBI's taxonomy places the organism in Eukaryota, Metazoa, Chordata, Mammalia, Pholidota, Manidae. The coding region runs from base 380 to 1105 and encodes 241 amino acids. The record is from RefSeq and is a predicted model, not a curated record.
GGGCUGGAGAAUAGUGGUUGCGCCUGCGCGGAAGGCUGCAGCAGGGCGUGAGAGGAGGGUGUCGCAGGCGCGGGUACUGGGCCGGAGACCUGAGAUCGCGGGAGUGGCGCGGAGGCCAGGACGGCUUCAGACGCCUCGUCUAGGUUUUCUAUCAGAUGUUCCACCAUAAUAAUGCUGGAGUUGAGAAGUCUCCAUUCUUUUGCUCCAAACCAGAAGAUUUUGUUCCCUGUAUACAGAGUAGGAGUAAUGUUGGACAGAAACUGGCUGGUGUUUAAAACUGAAGAAUGUCAUGACUGUUUUACCUGAGCUCUUUGCUGAGGUUAAGAUAAAUUGCCUUGGAAAUACUAAAUUGGGGUAAUGCAGAUCUGUUUCUGGAACCAUGAAAAUUUUGCUGGUUUUUGACUUUGACAAUACAAUCAUAGAUGACAAUAGUGACACCUGGAUUAUACAAUGUGCACCAGAGAAAAAGCUUCCUAUUGAACUACAAGAUUCUUAUGAAAAGGGAUUUUGGACAGAAUUUAUGGGCAGAGUCUUUAAGUAUUUGGGAGAUGAAGGUGUAAGGGAAGAUGAAAUGAAAAGAGCAAUGACAUCCAUGCCUUUCACUCCAGGAAUGGUGGAACUUUUACACUUUAUACGAAUGAAAAAAGAUAAAUUUGACUGCAUCAUUAUUUCGGAUUCAAAUUCAGUCUUCAUUGAUUGGGUUUUGGAAGCUACCAAUUUCCAUGAUGUGUUCAGUAAAGUGUUUACAAAUCCAGCAGCUUUUGAUAGCAGUGGGCAUCUCACUGUGGAAAAUUACCAUGCUCAUUCUUGUAAUAGGUGCCCCCAAAAUCUUUGCAAGAAUGUAGUUUUGGUAGAAUUUAUAGAUAAACAGUUACAGCAGGGAGUGAAUUAUACCCAAAUUGUUUAUAUAGGUGAUGGUGGAAAUGAUGUCUGCCCAGUAACCUUUUUAAAGAAGAAUGAUGUUGCCAUGCCACGGAAAGGAUACACUUUACAGAAAACUCUUUCCAGAAUGUCUCAAAAUCUUGAGCCUAUGGAAUCUUCUGUUGUAGUUUGGUCUUCAGGUGUUGAAAUAAUUUCUCAUUUACAAUUUCUAAUAAAGGAAUAAUAUGCCAA